Messenger RNA from Dalotia coriaria, 1507 nucleotides. It is a transcript of the gene slmo, whose product is annotated as PRELI domain containing slowmo. Gene Ontology annotation, biological process: phospholipid transport. The record is from RefSeq and is a predicted model, not a curated record. NCBI's taxonomy places the organism in Eukaryota, Metazoa, Arthropoda, Insecta, Coleoptera, Staphylinidae. Bases 143 to 823 code for a protein of 226 amino acids. Gene Ontology annotation, molecular function: phosphatidic acid transfer activity. The transcript has 3 exons. Gene Ontology annotation, cellular component: mitochondrial intermembrane space.
UACGUUCGCUGACUUUUCCUCGCGCUCUCUGUCUGCGAAGGCCUGUCAAGUAGUUCGGAUUGAGUAACCUCCUAAUAAUCCGUUUGUGAAUCAUUUCCAAAGGCAUUUUUUGGAUUUACACAGACCGAUCACCACCUUCAUCAUGAAAAUUUGGACAAGUGAACAUACGUUCAAUCACCCUUGGGAGACGGUUGCGACGGCUGCUUGGCGAAAGUAUCCGAACCCACACAAUCCCGCCGUGGUCGGCACCGACGUUGUGGACCGGGAGGUUGUUGAUGGCGUGCUGCACACUCACAGGCUUGUUAGCUCCAAGUGGUAUUUUCCAUCAUGGGCUCAGACAAUUAUUGGCAACGCGAAAAUCUGCUACGCAAGCGAAAAAUCCCUCGUGAAUCCCAUCAGCCGUGAAAUGAUCAUGAAGACGAUUAAUCUCACCUUCUGCCGCCACAUCGCCGUUCAUGAAACACUGAAAUACGUCCCACAUCCAAGCGACUCGUCAAAAACACUGUUGAAACAAGAAGCGGUAGUCACCGUCAAAGGCGUACCACUCACAAACUACAUGGAGGACAUCCUCACCAACAAGAUCUCACUAAAUGCUGGCAAAGGCCGUCAGGCGAUGGAAUGGGUGAUAGGCAAACUGGACGCCGAAAUGAAGGAGAUCGCCAACAGCACGCUCAAGUCCACCGACGAGCUCAUCAACCAGACGCGCAAAUCCAUCGAUGAUAUCACCAGCAGCGCGAAGAAAUCCAUGGACGACAUCUCGCAGAAAGCCAUCAAGAGUUUGGACGACAUUUCGAACCUGACCAGCGCGCCGCAUUUAGAUUGAUUGACGACGACCAACCAGUCGCUAUUCUUAUUAAUUUUUAACAUGAUUACCAUCAGUAAUUCGAACAUUUUCGCUACCCAUCCGAGGUAACUCAUAAAUAUCGGCAGAUGUAUACCGAUAUCCAGAGUUUUAUUUAUUGUUAGUGAAAUUUAAUUUAUAUAAAUUGCGCAUUCAACCAAAUCACCGUAUGCAGGACAUCGUGAGAGACAAACAGAGGCAGAAGAAGCAUUGUAGGUAGAAGAUAAUUACAGAAUAAAACCAACCUAAACUUAGAUCACAGUUUCAAGCGUUGUGUGUGCUUAAUUUUAAUUACUUUGUAUCGGCUAUGCACACCAAACACACAGUCAGUAUCAUUAGAUAGAUCUUAGCCAUUUUUUCAUUCAGUUGUUGAUUUAUGUCUAGUCACGCUAGUGUGACCAAUGGAUUAAUAUUUGUUUUGCUCCCAGUAUCAAAGUUGACAGAUUGAUACGCUUUGGGAGGAUACAAAGUGUGAAAGUGCAAAGUAUCUGAAUAAUGACAGUUGUAGUAUGACGAUUGUAGUUAUUCCGGUGAACAUUCCACACGGUGUGAGUGUUUGUGUUUUUGUGAUACUCUCUUGUAAAUAAUACGAAUGUUUUGUUUAUUUUAGAGAUUAGUGCAUUGAAAACCAAUAAAAUAAAAUAAAUUUAUAGAAGCGAGCGAAAA